This is a messenger RNA of Rosa rugosa (rugosa rose), 883 nucleotides long. RefSeq names its product protein P21-like. Gene Ontology annotation, biological process: defense response. The coding region runs from base 57 to 740 and encodes 227 amino acids. Lineage: Eukaryota; Viridiplantae; Streptophyta; Magnoliopsida; Rosales; Rosaceae. Gene Ontology annotation, cellular component: extracellular region. The record is from RefSeq and is a predicted model, not a curated record. The transcript has a single exon.
UCAAAGCUCAGAAUUCAAAACACAACCACACAUCGACAAACCAAUAUUUUCACAAAAUGAGAUUCCACAAAAGUCUCUCAGUUUUGUCCAUCCUAUGGAUCACCACCCUUUGCUUUGCUCCAUCAACCAUCAAUGCAGCCAGAUUCGAUAUCCGAAACAACUGCCCCUUCACUGUCUGGGCCGCCGCGGUGCCAGGCGGCGGCAGGCAGCUUAACGGGGGAGAAUCUUGGCCCCUAGACGUGAACGCGGGCACUACAGGAGGCCGCGUUUGGGCACGAACUGGAUGCAACUUUGAUGCAUCCGGACAUGGCAGCUGUCAGACCGGUGACUGUGGCGGCCUCCUCGAAUGCCAAGCCUACGGUCAACCCCCAAACACCCUAGCCGAAUUUGGGCUUAACCAGUUCAACAACUUGGAUUUCAUCGACAUCUCCCUCGUCGAUGGGUUUAAUGUCGCCAUGGACUUUAGUCCCACUUCUCCUUGCGAGCGUGGGAUCCAGUGUACAGCAGAUAUCAACGGGCAGUGUCCUAAUGAGCUGAAAGCUCCAGGUGGCUGUAACAAUCCCUGUACUGUGUUCAAGACUGAUGAGUACUGCUGCAAUUCUGGGAGCUGCGGUCCCACGGAUUUCUCUAGGUUUUUCAAGGAGCGUUGCCCGGAUGCUUACAGUUACCCUAAGGAUGAUGCAACCAGCACUUUUACUUGCCCUGGUGGGACUAACUACAAGGUUGUGUUCUGCCCAUAGAUCUUCGCUAUAGUUAAGAACAAGAUGUUUGGGAUUGAAUAAAUUGAAGUUUGAGUGCUUGGGAGCACAAGUAAUGGUGUGCAUUAUGUAACUCACAGCUUAUUGAGUGAGUAGUAAUAAAUAAUAAUAACCAUUCAACUUCA